AUGAGUAAGAAUGCUGAAAGUCAGGCAAGUGCUUUUAAAAAGUCCACCUUGUCAGUUGAACUGGCUCACGAGAUGGAUCGCCAACAGAGUCGAAGUCCAUUAAAAAAUACGUGCAUGACUGCUGGGAGAGGUUCUCAGAACAGCCACGGCUUUGCCAACUUUGAAAAGAAAACCAGUCCUCCUUUUCCUGGAUUAAUGCCAUCCCUGGCUCCAGUAUGGCCAAAUUGCCCUUUAUUUCCACACCGGAUUGAUGUGCCUUUAGUGGAUCCCUGCUCAGGUUUUGUGAGUGCAGGAGCAGAUGCUGCCCUCCAGCCCAAUGUUGGAAGAGCUAUUGAAUCCCUGGUGGACUACAGCGAUGUGAAACCUCACCAGCGGGUCCCCAUCACAGGAAAGAGAGGCCCGAAAGCCCACAGGAAGCAGAUGAUCCUCCUGGAGGAAACCAACCAGAACAGAAGGUGGAACUCCAGGGCUGUGCCAGAUGCUUCUGUUAGGGCACAAGUCAGAGCUUGGAGAACUCCAAUGGCAGUUGCUCCCACUUCACCUGACCAAAACCAUGGUUUUGCAUUUUAUAUGGACCCCAAUCUCAAGGAAUUAAGCGAUUCUUCUGCAAGAUUGAGAGAAGAAAAAGCAAGGGACUAUUUGUACAAGUCAAGUACGCAAAAAGCUUAUGAAGAAGUUCCUUGGGAUAAUUUGUUACCUCCCAAAAUCCAGCCUCCGAAAUCAACAGUGGAGGAGUUAGCUGAUCCUGUUUCCCAGUGUUUCACAAAAAGGAGAUACAAUCCAGAACCUGAAAUAAGCCAAGUUGUUGGAGGCUUCUGGGACAGAUUUCAAAGAAGAUCAUUUUUCUCUCCAAAGAGGCCUGUUAAUUUUGUAAGCCGCAGCCCUCGAACCUGUCAAAUCCCAUUGUAUACUGGCUGCAUUGGUGCAGUAAAUUUUGAAGACAUUGACAAUCCUGAUGAAGACUUAAUCCUCCUUCACCAUGUGCGAACUUUAAAGCCUCGCUACACAAGCACUGCACACACUCCAAAUAUCCAUGGAUACACUGGCAAGGUUCAUUGGUCAGCAACCCACCCGGCAAAUUCUAAUCUUCCAUCAACAAACCCAUCAAUAAUUGCACGAGUGCAUGGAUGCAUAGCAAAACACGGAAGCUUGUCUCAGUAUAAUGACCAAAGACCUUUUUCUCAAGUGGUGACUCCAGUUGGUCAUCAGAAUUCUUUCAACAAGAGAGAACGAGGAACUAUUACAGUUUAG
This is a messenger RNA of Calypte anna (Anna's hummingbird), 1251 nucleotides long. It is a transcript of the gene SPMIP7, whose product is annotated as spermatogenesis associated 48. Bases 1 to 1251 code for a protein of 416 amino acids. The transcript has 10 exons. The record is from RefSeq and is a predicted model, not a curated record. Lineage: Eukaryota; Metazoa; Chordata; Aves; Apodiformes; Trochilidae.